GACCUCGAGGGUGAGUUUUGGUGCUGAAAAUAAAAACGUAGCUCUUGUGCUCCAAAAUCCAUUGACAGCUACGGGCAGCACACGCAUACACGACACACCCAAAGCCACGAAACGUGCACCUUCGAGCGUGUCUAGGGCAACGGCGAGCCUUGCUUCGGAAGCCGCGCGUUCGACGCUGCUAGAUCAAUAACAUGCCGCGAGGAAAACUCGUUCGCGCGGAAGCUUCUCGGUCGGCCAGGAGUUCGCGUCGCGCCGCGACGCGUCUCGUUUGCGUCUCCAGAGCUGCGGGCUCGAGUGCGGAAUAAUUCGUCGUCGCAUCGAAACGUCGUGUCAGUGACGUGCGUAAAGGUGUUGGAUCGUCGUCGUGUCGUGGUGAUAAUAAUCUUUGUUUAAAAGAGCGCGUGAUCAACACUACCGAAAGCAGAGCACGACGGCUCCGUGACCAGGUGAAGCGGCUGGGCCUCCUGUGACGGGGGGGUUCGAGGACCGCGUGCGCACCCCCUUAGAGCGUUUCCUUCUUAGACGAUGAUAGAUCCAAGCUCGUCCGAGGAGGAGAGCGAGGAGGAUCAGAGCACUCAUCAUGGCGGCGGCGGUGGUGGCGGUCGUGCCGGCAGCGGCAGCUCGCACGGCUCCCGUCGUCAUCCCAGUAGCAUCGGCAGUGGUCCAGGUUCCGGAAGUGUCGGCUCCCUCGCCUCGGGCCUCACCGCCUCACCCGGGGGUCCGAACCACGUGGGUCCACCCAGCACUGCAGGUGCCCACGGAUCCGGAAGCCGCGCCGCCGCUGGCCCGCAAGAUACCGCCGGAGCCGGCUUGGAUGUGCCUAAUCUCUCCAGUGCCAGGAACUCGCUGUCGCCAUCGAUGAGUGCUGCUCAAGAUGCAGCUAAUUAUGCUCAGAGGCCCACCAGUCCGUCUCCCUCGGUCGCCAGCGAGAAAACAGAAGCGGAGUUGCAAGAUAAGCAAGAAAGGGAAGAAGAAGAAAGGAAAACUCGGAUACAGCUUUACGUCUUCAUAUCUAGAUGCAUCGCUUAUCCGUUCAAUGCCAAGCAACCGAUGGAUAUGACACGAAGGCAGAUGAAAGUGACGAAACAACAAUUGGAGACUAUAUGUUCUCGUUUUCAGAGUUUUUUGAAGGGUGAAACGCAGAUCAUAGCCGACGAAGCGUUCCACAACGCCAUACAGAAUUACUGCGACGUAUUCCUGAAGUCGGAUCGAGUAGUACGAAUGGUGCAGAGCGGCGCAUGCUCCCAGCUCGACUUCCGCGAGGUGUUUAAGAAGAACAUUGAGAAGCGUGUUCGGAGCCUCCCGGAAAUCGACGGAUUGAGCAAAGAGACUGUGCUUACGUCCUGGUUGGCCAAAUUUGAUUGCAUUUUGAAAGGUACUGGUGACGAGGACACCAAACGGCCUUCCAGGAUGCAACAGCAGUCUUUGAACUCGGAGCUGAUAUUAUCGAAGGAGCAGCUGUACGACAUGUUUCAGCAGAUUCUCGGCAUCAAGAAAUUCGAGCACCAGCUUCUGUUCAACGCCCUCCUGUUGGACUCAGCCGACGAACAGGCUGCCGCCAUCAGGAGGGAGCUGGACGGUCGUGUACAGAAGGUCAACGAGAUGGAGAAGAACCGCAAGCUCAUGCCCAGGUUCCUUCUGAAAGAGAUGGAGUCGCUCUACAUCGAGGAGCUCAAGUCGUCUAUCAACCUGCUAAUGGCUAAUUUGGAGUCGUUACCGGUCUCCAAGGGUUCGAUAGACAGCAAAUACGGGCUGCAGAAGCUGAAGCGCUACAACCAUCGUGGUGAGCGCUCCCGCUGCCGCGGUCAGGGCUCCCUCGCAAAACUGGAGGGCGACUCCGCCGAUUCCGAUCCCCAGCUGACGAAAAUGGACGUCGGCCUGACCUUCCAACUGGAAGUAGUCGUAAUGGAGGUCAAGGGCCUCAAAAGCCUAGCACCCAAUAGAAUAGUUUAUUGCACCAUGGAAGUGGAGGGCGGCGAGAAGCUACAGACCGAUCAGGCUGAAGCCUCCAAGCCUAUGUGGGAUACUCAAGGUGACUUCAGCACGAUGCACCCGCUGCCAGUGGUCAAGGUCAGACUGUACACGGAGAAUCCGGCGAUGCUUGCGCUCGAGGACAAGGAGCUGGGCAAGGUGAUCCUGCGACCCACUCCGUUGUCUUGCAAGGUGCCCGAAUGGCAUCGUAUGACCGUGCCCAAGAAUUGCGCCGAUCAGGAUCUAAGGAUGAAGAUCGCCUGUCGCAUGGACAAGCCGCUCAACAUGAAGCACUGCGGCUACCUGUACGCGAUGGGCAAGUCCGUAUGGAAAAAGUGGAAGAAGCGGUACUUUGUUUUGGUCCAGGUCUCGCAGUACACAUUUGCGAUGUGCUCGUACAAAGAGAAAAAAAGCGAGCCGUCGGAAAUGAUGCAGCUCGAUGGCUAUACAGUGGACUAUAUCGAGGCCGUUUCUGCUAAUCUCAUGGUCGGCAUGGAUUUAGAGGGCGGAAGGUACUUUUUCAACGCCGUGCGCGAAGGCGACAAUAUAGUGUAUGCCUCGGAUGACGAAAACGAAUGUCAUCUAUGGGUAAUGGCGAUGUACCGGGCGACCGGUCAGUCGCACAAGCCCACCCCGCCGGUCUCUGUGGCCGACAAGAACUCCACCAUCAGCAAGAUUCAGGGCGACGCCGAUCGUGCGAAGAAGCACGGCAUGGAGGACUACAUCAGCGCGGACCCUUGCAAGUUUGAUCACCACGCCCUAUUCAAGUAUCUGCAAAACUUGAUCCUGGAUUACAGAUUGAACGAUCCCUACUGCUCGCUCGGCUGGUUCUCACCCGGUCAAGUUUUUGUGCUGGACGAGUAUUGCGCCAGAUACGGCGUACGUUUGUGCUUUCGGCAUCUUUCCUAUCUUCACGAUCUGUUGGACAGAAUCGAUCGUGGGCUUAUGAUAGAUCCAACAUUGAUACACUUUAGCUUUGCCUUUUGUGCCACUCAUGUCUACGGUAAUACCACGUCGGCCGAUGGUGUGGGCUCGAUCACUCAUGAAGAGAAAGAUAAAUUUCAGGAAAUUAAAGAACGGCUGAGACAGAUUCUUGAGAAGCAAAUCACCAACUUUAGGUACGGUUUUCCAUUCGGACGUCCGGAUGGUGCACUGAAAGCGACUUUAUCUCUGCUGGAACGUGUUCUCAUGAAAGAUAGCGUAACGCCUGUACCACAAGAAGAAGUAAAAGCGUUGAUAAAAAAUUGCCUGGAAACGGCAGCGCUAGUUAAUUACACGAAAUUGUCCGCCGAGGCGAAGAUUGAAGACGAUUUGAGCGGCGAGGUGUGCGUGCCUCCUAAUAAGAAGCUGGAGGAUCUCAUACACCUCGCCGAGCUGUGCGUGGACCUGCUGCAGCAAAAUGAAGAACAUUAUUCGGAGGUAGCGUUCGCCUGGUUUAGCGAUCUUAUGGUGGAGCACGCCGAGAUCUUCUGGUCGCUAUUUGCCGUCGACAUGGACAAAGUCCUCGCGGAACAGCCACCCGACACAUGGGACAGUUUUCCACUGUUUCAAAUAAUGAACGAUUACCUUAGGACGGACGACAAUUUGAAGAACGGAAGAUUUCACCAGCAUCUACGCGACACGUUCGCACCUUUAGUAGUGCGCUACGUGGAUCUGAUGGAGACAUCGAUCGCUCAAUCGAUCCAUAAGGGUUUCGAGAAGGAAAGAUGGGAGAUAAAAGGGAACGGUUGCGCUACUUCGGAGGAUCUCUUUUGGAAAUUGGACGCGUUGCAGUCGUUCAUCGGCGGGCUGCAUUGGCCCGAUCAGGAGUUUAGGCAACAUCUCGAACAGAGAUUGAAACUGAUGGCUUGCGAUAUGGUGGAGUCGUGCAUACAAAGGACCGACGCGGCCUUCCAGCAGUGGCUGAAGAAAGGCGUGACCUUCAUCUCGACCGAUUACAUCAUACCGUCGGAAAUGUGCGCUAUGGUGAACGUUAUUUUGGAUGCCAAGAAUCAGAGUUUUAAGCUUUGUACUGUCGAUGGUGUUGAUGUGCAUCAAUAUCAUUCUAAAAUUGAUGACAUGAUUGAAAAAACAUCAGCAGGAAUGAAUCAAGGAAUGAUUAACAAGUUAAUAACAGUAUUGGACGCGACGCUGUCAAAGUUGUCUCGUUACGACGAGGGUUCCAUUAUCGGCUCUAUUCUCAGUCUUACGAAGGUAUCAGGAAGCGGCAAGGAAAUGGGACAAGCCUACGUGAACUUCAUGAGAAAUUGUAUGGAUCAGAUUCGUAGCAAAGUCCUCGACGAGUUAUGGAUCUUGACUUUCUUCGAGCAAUGGUAUACGGCACAGAUACAAAUGUUAUGUAAUUGGUUGUCCGAGAGGCUUGAUCAUAGCCUGCAUCUGCAUCAGUGUACCUGUCUAGCUCACAUCGUGAAAAAGAUCUAUUCGGACUUUGAGCUGCAGGGUGUCAUGGAGGAGAAACUCAAUACGAAGACAUAUCAGACUAUAGACAAAAGGAUGAAGACGGAAGAAGCAACUUGUGCCUUAAACAUGAGCGCUCAGAAUGAAGAAGGAUUUUCGGAGAAUGGCAAUGACGAUGAGGUGGAGAGACCUAAGACAAAAGUGACGAUCGUUGAGACGAUAACGGAAGACGCGAAUUAUGUGGCCAAUCUGAGUAACGUCACCUCAAAUGUUGUUGGCAAAGUCGGUAGCAUGUUCGGCAAGGGCAUCGGCGGUCUUUCUACAAAAUUUGGCUCAGCCAGCAAUUGGUUCUAGUUAUUGUUUCUAGCACUCUGCCAGUAAAAAAAAUCUUACAUUCGACUAGUACGUUCCUUCGUCUAAAUAAGGGGAUGCGAACGGGGCAAGAUUUCUAAAGGCAUAGCCAGUACCCUAUAGACAGUACGAUGAUCUAGAGUUUUGUCCAUAUAAACGAAUGAUAACGAUUAAAACGAUGCAAUCGAUCGGAUCAGUUGGCUCUUAUCGUCUCGCGAGAUCGGUUCAAUUUUAUUGCGGAUUUUCUUCGAGAUUUUCAAUAGUUCCAAAACUAAUAUUAAAAGAAUUACUUAUUGAUUGAUCACGAUUGAAAAAACUAAUUGCUGAUAUAUUUCCGUUUACUUAGGCAUAGUUUUUUCGAAUUUCCAGUAAUAAUACGUAUUAGACGUCGUAAUGUGCGUGCUAAGAAUUACGCGAGCUCGUUGUAAAUUCGUUUUAAUUGACCGAUUAUGUUUGAUCUCAGGUAAUAGCGAAAACAUAGUCGAAAUAUACUAUUCGGAAAGGCUGAUUGUGUGCGAGAAAUAAGCACGAUAUAGACGAGAGAGUAAACGCGUAGAUAUAUCUAAUCAUAUUACAAAGGUAUAUGUAUAUAAACGUACACAUGCACACAUAUGCAACGUGUAAUUAUGAGAUAUUCGUACAUUUUGUCGUGGUCUGCAUGUGUCAGACUAACGUCGUUAAUAUAUACAUAUAUACAUAUAUAUAUAUAUAUAUAUUAGCUGAAUUGUCAGAACACAGAAUAUACGAGAUUUUUCCUACUUAGUCUGUGUACCGCGAGUUGGUUUUGCGGAUUUAGUUGUCGAAGGAUAAAAGCAAGGGCACACACACGUAUUUUGCGUAAAUAAAAAACUAGGAAAGAUUCUCGGGUCGAUUGCAACGUUACUUGGAUGUGGAAUACGGGGGGAGCGCGACAGGAAUAAUAUGAAAAAUCUCGAGAAAAAGUCACGGAAAAGUAAGAAACGGGAAGGAAAGGGAUACACGACUUGUCGAAACCGCUUAUCGAAUUAAUUUCGCGAUCAACUAUAUUUUUUCAACUGUUAGGUACGAUCGCUGUUAUCUGUUGGACGACCAUUCGUCUGCUAUUCGAGCGGAUUUCUUGUUUCGUUACAAAAAAACUUUUCGUGAAACGGAAAACGAGGAAGAGACGUUUCCUUUGCGAUUAGAAGUAAGAGACACAAAGUGAAAUGAAGAAGAGAAAUAUUUCAUCUCUCUUGUGAAUCUAUAUAGAGUCGAUUUUUCCAGUGUAAGAAUUUUCAGCAUUAAAAACUUUAUCGCAAUUGAGCCUCGUUAAAAAUCUCUCAGAAAUUAACAUUAACUUAAAAUUAAUCCUUGAAAAUUUAAUAGUUAAAAUAUCUUGCAAAUUGUCGCUUAAAAUCGGUGAUCGAUAUUCUAUAUUCAUCUCUGUCUUAAUAUAUUCUUCGAGGCUCUGGGCACUCUGUAUAAGAAUACUAAUUGUUAUUCACAUACAUCAAAAUGAUAAAUUUGAUUUAUACUGUUAAUUUAAAAUUCAUGAAGAACUCAAUUAAUAAGUUUCCCGAAUGGCUAUAAAUAUUAGACUUUAAUAGAGCUUAAAAGAUUAAUCGGGUCAAAACUUGUGAUACAUUGCUAGCGUAACCUUUCAUAGUUUUUUCCGAUGGUACUAUAUUUAUUAAACAUACACGCAAACAAGUUUCAGCAUAUUAUUAAUUAGUCGCGAUUGAAUGGUCGCCGACAACCAGAAGCAGUGAACGUAGUAGCACGUUGUAUUUUUUACCUGCAUCACAUUAUACGAAUUCAUGCUAGAUAUCGGUAAUGUGAUAGCAUUCGCGAAUUACUACAUAUACAAACAAAUUAACUAUUUAUUUGCAAACGAGGAAAGGGAAAGGAGAGCAAUUAUAUGCACAGUGAGAAACUUUAUUGGCGAGAAUUAAGUCGAGAGAGAUAAUCGAAGAAUUCGUCAUUUAUUAAAGAGCGUUAAAAUUUUUAUUUUAACAUUACAAGGACAAUAAAGGAAGAAUUCUUUAAUUAAAAAAUCAUAGGAAAACUAUAUUAAUGUCUCGCCAGAAUAAAAUUUUUUAAUGUGUAUAAAAUUGAUGUGUGUUCGGUUGAGAAUAUUUCAUUUUUAAGAGUAACUCUCGCGAAAUAUGUUGUGAAAUUUUCUAGUAGUCUCAACAUUUUGAGAAUAAUUCUCAAUCGGGUUUGCUACAGAUUUUCGCUGUCGGGAGUCGCUCUUGAGAUAUUGAAUAAUUUUCAGGAUCGAAAUAUAUAAACGAAUCGUGCGUGGGUUAGGCACUGAAUCGUUUUCGAUUUUGCUCUAAUUACGCGACAGGGAGGAAAUAUAUAUAUCCUCUUUUUUUGAUUAAAACAAUUUUUUUUUGUCAUUGUCGUCGUUAUGAUACUAAUUAACGUCCUAUAAAAGACAAGUGUUAUGUAGGUUUACAAUGCAAGAGAGCCUUGUCCCUGGAUCACGAGGCGCAUGUAUAUUUUCAAAACUUCACGAUAUAACGUUCGUAUAUAUUAAUGGAUAUUUAUUCAGCUUGAUAUAAACUCUUGAAAGUGCAUCAAACGCGAAAGUAUAACAGCGAGGCAGGAUGAAAAAUGUACGUCCCUUAAGAAUUUUAUUUAUUUUACAUUGCGAGAUAUUUCGUCUAUUUUCAUUUGUCAAUUUUCCAUUUUUAUUUUUAUUAUUUCUGUGUUUUUUUUAAAUGCGCGAGAGACAAAUCCUAAUCGCCUUUAUAACCAUCGAGCUCUUUGAGCUCUCUCUGUCUACCUCAAAUAUGAAGAAGAAUCAUUCCAUUGUAUAUGUAAAAUAAUUCCAGAAUAAGAUAAUCGAAAAAAAAACUAACAUAAUCAAGUUGAUACAAAUACGAAAUUUGUUUGAAAUUUAAACUCAUAAUUGAGAUAAAACUUAUUUUUGGCAAAUCAAUAUUUUUUUAGAGAUCUACGUAUAUGGUUUAUUUUAAAUAAGUAAUUACGUCAUUUCAGGGAAUCAUAAUAACAAGAGAGUUUUUGUUCGACAUCAAUCAUUUUCUUAUUCACUACCUGAUUAUUAUUAGUGGCGGAUACAUAUUUUUCAUCCUACUUCGAUGAGUAAGGCAGUUAUAAAAUUAACCGUAAAAGAGGAUAUGAAAAUACACAUACAAACACACGUACACACAGACAUACACAGAAAUGUAGAGCAGUCGCGCAAACGCGAAGCGAGGGAGGAGGGAUUUACCAUUCGUUUGUACAUACUAAUGGCGAAAUGGGAAAGAGUAAAUUUUUUAUAUGAGACAAAAAAAAA
Messenger RNA from Nylanderia fulva, 7981 nucleotides. NCBI's taxonomy places the organism in Eukaryota, Metazoa, Arthropoda, Insecta, Hymenoptera, Formicidae. The record is from RefSeq and is a predicted model, not a curated record.